Molecule: messenger RNA, 963 nt
Organism: Raphanus sativus (radish)
Lineage: Eukaryota; Viridiplantae; Streptophyta; Magnoliopsida; Brassicales; Brassicaceae
Exons: 2
Coding region: 72-713 (213 amino acids)
Cellular component (GO): mitochondrial large ribosomal subunit
Molecular function (GO): structural constituent of ribosome
Source: RefSeq, a predicted model, not a curated record
UUACAUAGAUUUGGGGAAGACGAAGAAGAAUAGGGUUUAGCGAUCUGCGAGCUUUCGGAGGAGAAACGAAAAUGGCGUUCAGAGGGAACGAGAUGAUGAAGAAGCUAGUGAAGAAGGUCGGAGCGGAGACUCUGACGCCGGAGCUGAAAGAGAAGCUCAAGGCCUGCGUUCCCGAUUCAAAAGUCGUGAUGGGGAGAGCCAAACGCGGUCUCUACGCCGGCCGCCAUAUCCAGUACGGAAACCGCGUCAGUGAAGACGGUGGCAACAAGUCAAGAAGGUGUUGGAAACCGAACGUACAGGAGAAGCGAUUGUUCAGCUACAUAUUCGACCGUCACAUUAAAGUCAAAGUCACAACGCACGCUCUCCGCUGCAUCGACAAAGCAGGAGGGAUAGACGAGUACUUGCUGAAAACACCCUACCAGAAGAUGGACACUGAGAUGGGUCUUUUCUGGAAAACCAAAGUGGAGCAGAGAUACGCUGAGCUAGGUCAGAUGGAAGUAGCCUUCUUCACUCCUGAGGAUGAGGCCAAGUUCGAGCAAGGGUUCAAGGAUUUGAAUAUUGCUAAGAAAGAGGCUCGUAGGGAAGCUCGUAAGGAAGCUAGGAGAAAGAUGUAUGGAGGAGAAGACAAGGGUGAGGAAGAAGCUUCUGUUGAAGGUGGAGGAGGGUCAGAGUCGCACCAGGAUGAUCAUGGAUGGUUAGAAGCUAGUGCUUAAAGAGUGUGUGUUGGUUCUCUUUUCUUUCUUUUCUAUUUUUUUUUUGCUGAGUUUCUUCUUGAACGUUUUGGAUUUUGGAAGAUGAGAAUGAUAAGUGAUGUUGUAGGUCAUAGGGUUCGAUUCCUCCCUUACGAAUCCCAUUACUCAGGUUUUGAGUUUAAUCAAUGCCGAAAAAGUCCUGUAAUAAACGGUUUACACCGAUCUCUAUUUGCCUGUUUCACAUAUGGUAUAUCAACUUUCUUUCGAGAUU